This is a messenger RNA of Metopolophium dirhodum (rose-grain aphid), 2106 nucleotides long. RefSeq names its product zinc transporter ZIP13 homolog (gene Zip99C). Gene Ontology annotation, biological process: zinc ion transmembrane transport; intracellular zinc ion homeostasis. NCBI's taxonomy places the organism in Eukaryota, Metazoa, Arthropoda, Insecta, Hemiptera, Aphididae. The record is from RefSeq and is a predicted model, not a curated record. Gene Ontology annotation, cellular component: membrane. The transcript is spliced from 7 exons. Bases 581 to 1603 code for a protein of 340 amino acids. Gene Ontology annotation, molecular function: zinc ion transmembrane transporter activity.
AACAACAAUAAGCAAUAACACAGCAGUCUGCAGCAGCCGCGCCGUGUGUACCAUCCGCCGAUGCACCGCCACUGAUUGUACUCCUUUCGCCUAAUUCCGUCGUUCGCGUAUUAAGACGUAUAAUAUUCUGUCGUGACCGUCCGGUAAUAUAUUGUACGCGGACCGAUAACCACGGUUGUCGCGGUAAAGUACAUCAUAAAAUCCAAUUAUCCACCCGGAGCCGACCGGGAAAGACGCGCUCGCGCCCGAAGAACCUUUUAGUGUCCGAAACGCCUUCAAGCGAAAACAACAAUAUUGUUAAGGACAUGGGAAUCGCCUGUGGCGGACGUGCCGGCAGCGACGACAAAUCGCCCGCCUAAUCGGCGGACGAGUGCUGCGCGGCGAGCUGAUAACCCGGUCAUUGGUGAAGUGAGCUGAUAAAAAUAAAAAACAACUCGACAACCUAUUCUCUGUUGUUGAGAUUGCUGUGCGGUGUCAGAAGCAUUCAUAGCAGUCUUGGACAUCCACCUCCCCGUCCAACACACACUUACACGUGGAUUUUAUUUUAAUUUAAAACUGCACAUAUCAAAGUUGUAACGUUAUGAGUGCAUAUCACAUGAAUACCGCUCCCGUUGUAUACAACGUCCAGAACUCUACGCUGUUUGGUCACGGAUUGUUUGGCGAUUGUUACUCAAAUAUCAUGGAAACGGCUGCAACAAUGUUCCUGUCCACCCAGUAUCAGCCGAUCCUUAUGUCCGUGAUUGGGUCCAUUGUCGUGGGCCUCAGCGGACUUUUCCCUCUGCUCAUAUUGCCAGUCAAUGACUCAAUUUCUCUAAAAACUGGUCCUGGCAGUAAACAUUUACGUCUGUUAUUGAGUUUUUCCGUUGGUGGUAUGCUGGGUGAUGUAUUUUUACACGUUUUACCUGAAGUGUGGAUUUCUUCUAAAGAUAGACAUAAAGACUGGAUACGGGAUGGCUGGUGGGUUCUGGCUGGUUUAUUAGUAUUCAUUAUAGUUGAAAAAUUGUUUUCAUUGUCAGAUAAUGAAGACACUGAUGAAGCCAUUCAUAAAAAAGUGUCUACUGACAUAAACUCAGUCAAUAACAACCAUAAGGAUCUAGGGAAAAUAACUAAAUGUAUUGAUGUGGUGACCAAAGGAAAAAAUCACAUUCAAAUAAGUGGUUAUUUAAACUUGUUAGCCAAUUGCAUCGACAAUUUCACUCAUGGUUUGGCAUUAGGAGGAAGUUUCCUCAUAUCCCCAAGAGUUGGUAUGUUCACCACAUUGGCAAUAUUAGUUCACGAGAUUCCGCAUGAAGUUGGUGAUUUUGCUAUUCUUUUGAAGUCUGGGUUUAGUCGUUGGCAAGCUGCAUGUGCUCAAGUAUAUACUGCUUCUGCUGGCAUAUUUGGAGCCCUUACGGCCAUAUACUGUAGUGGAGUUUCUGAUGAUGUUGAGGCAAAGACAUCUUGGAUUAUGCCGUUUACAGCUGGCGGUUUUCUUCACAUUUCUUUGGUUACAGUGUUGCCCGAGCUUCUACUCGAAGAGAACCCAAGAGAAUCAAUCAAACAGUUUACGUUGAUAGUUGCUGGAAUAACAGUUAUGUUUGUCAUGUCUCAUCUGUUCGAAUGAUAAACCAUACAUUUUUUCCUUGUCCCUUUCUCCCACCAUGUAUCCCAUUUACAAAAGACUAUAAUUUAAUAUUAUUAUUAUUAUUAUUUGACAUUUUUACUGUAUAAUCACAUUAUUGUACCACCUACUACUUGUUUAGUCAAUUUAAGUUAGUUAUGUACUGUAUUUGUAUUGUUCAUAAAAUACUACAGAUUUCUGAACCAAGUUCUUUAUAAUGUUACCAUAAGACACAGGCCAGCAUUACUAUUUAUAUUAAAAAAAUCACAUCUUCAGAAAUUAAUUGGUUUUAUUUAUGGCUGUGCAUUGUUGAUUUUUUUUUGUUGUCAAUACUGCAUUGUUUUGAUAUAUUUUUUUUUAAGUUUAACACAAUUUAUUUUCAUUACCAAGCCAUAUUAUAUUUAAGUUAUUUAUGUAAAUAUUUAUAUGUUAUCAAAAAUUAUGUACAACUAACAUUAACUAUUUAAUUUUACUACUUAAAAAUGUAUUCUGUCGAUUUCUUGCUU